AGCGAGGCGGUCAGAUUAUGUGUUGUGUUGUUGGUGCCGCGCAGUAUCUUUUAACGCAAGUGCCGAGGACAACAAGGACAGCAAGGACAGCACAGACCGGGAAAAGUUUAUUUCAAAGAUUCUCCAAGUAACGGGCAUGGCCGCUCCCGGAUCAUCCUGAACCCUAGAGUCAUGUGGACACAUAACGGCAAGAGAUGUGGAUCCAGACAGAUUCAGUCUUUUGAAUAACGCACAAACAAAGUCAUGACGGAACGGGAUGGGCGUUAUGAUCUGCCCAUCGCCCCGGGGCAGGUUUAUAUUGAAGUGGAAUAUGAUUAUGAAUACAAGGCUAAAGAUAGACUCAUCUCCAUACGACAAGGAGAAUGCUACAUGUUGGUCCGUAAAACCAAUGAGGACUGGUGGCAGGUUCGUCGGGAGGAGGGCACUAAGGCGUUUUACGUGCCCGCUCAGUAUGUCCGGGAGGUCAGACGAGCCCUCAUGCCACCGCCCAAACCUCACGCCAAACCUCCCAACGUCUUAGAAAUCGGGCCAUGCCGAUCAUCAAACGAAAAUCUCAACCAACGCGCUCCCUCAGAAAGGGUGAGCUUUGGGCGCCCACCUCCUUCGACAACACCGUCCCCGUUGCCAGGGCAACAGACUCCGCCUUUGUUGUUGCGGGAUACCAAUCAGAACACAGGGAUGAAGAGCGUUGUUGCUGAGCUGGCUCUGCUUAACAACAAUCAUCAUAACUUUCACCAUGGCAACCCUACACUGCCACAAGGACGGGCGGAAUCCCCUCCAAGAGAGCAAGGUUUCCAGGGGAAACUCCCAGGUGGGUUGUCGGUGGACACGGAUGGGAGCGUGUCACCAGGAAAUGAGUUGGAAAAAAUGAGAAAUGACUCUGAAUCUGGAGAUGAUCUCAGCAACAGCUCUACCGAACACAUGCAGGGAACAUCUCCCACUGGGCAGGGUCGAUCAGAGUCCCCCGUGUACACGAACCUCCAGGAGCUGAAGAUCUCACAGUCCUCUCUCCCACCUGUGCCCUCAUCCUCUCCUCUGCACAUUCUGGGGAACUGGGAGAUGCACAAAGACUCGAGUGGAAGAAACUUCUACUACAACCGCACAAGUCAGGAGAGGACCUGGAAACCACCCCGCUCACGAGACAGCGGGGUCAGCCGCGGGAACACAUCCAACUCUGGGGACAUGGAGCAUUUAUCAUCUGAGGAGAACUGUCUCAGCACUCACUCCAGUCAGUCAGACAGUCAGUAUGGAUCGCCCCCUAGAGGCUGGUCCGAGGAAACGGAUGAACAUGGACACACUCUCUAUGUGUCUGAAUACACCAAUGAGAAGUGGAUUAAACAUGUGGAUGAGCAAGGAAGGCUGUAUUACUACAGUGCUGAUGGAUCUCGCUCAGAAUGGGAGUUACCCAAAUAUAAUCUCUCUCCUCCAAACUCUGGAGAAGCUCCUAAAAGUCACAGUUUGGAGAGGAAACAGCAGGAGCCCAUUGUCCUGACCAAGUGGAGACACAGCACAUAUGUGCUGGACAUUAGUGACAAGGAGUCUGUAAAUGCCAAACAGAUCUCUCCUGAAUCAGACUCCUGCCCCUCUUCACCAAAACACCUGUACACCCCCUCAGAGAAGUGUGGUGUGCUCAAUGUCACCAAGAUCACUGAACAUGGCAAGAAAGUCAGAAAGAAUUGGGCCUCCACCUGGACUGUCCUGCAGGGAUCCUCGUUGCUCUUUGCAAAGGGUCAGGGCAGCGGCACCAGCUGGUCGUACUGCCGCAAUGGUUCCUUCCCUGAACUCCUCCUUUCGUUGCUAAGUACCUGGAAGCGUUUGAUUAAGCCCCGCCCUGCAGUGUCUUAUAAGACGUACUGUAGGCGUGCCCGGGCUCCCUCUUUUGGAGGGAACCAGUCCAAACCAGAAUUCACAGUGGAUCUUCGAGGAGGUUCAAUCGAGUGGGCUUCCAAAGAGAAAUCUAGCAAGAAGCAUGUUAUUGAGUUGAAGACACGAGUGGGCACAGAGCUGCUGAUCCAGUCAGAGAUAGACAGUGUGAUUAAUGACUGGUACAGAGCCCUGGCUGAGACCAUCAACACAUAUGCAUGGGAGUCUGAUGAGGCCAUUGAAGAGGACAUGCCUGAAUCUCCUGGAACUGAGAAGCAAGACAAAGAGAAAGAACAUAGAGACUCAAAGAAAAGAGCAGUGAAGAACACCUCCAGUAUGGAGUCCUCCGAACAAAAGAAGACAAGAGUCAAGCUAAAAAAGUUUCUCACACGGAGACCCACCUUACAGGCUGUCCGAGACAAGGGUUACAUCAAAGAUCAGGUGUUUGGCUGCAGUUUGACUGCCCUGUGUCAGAGAGAGGGAACCUCUGUACCCAACUUUAUCAAGAUGUGCAUUGAGCAUGUGGAGAGUACAGGCUUGAAUGUUGAUGGCUUGUACAGAGUCAGUGGAAACCUGGCAGUCAUCCAGAAACUGCGUUUUGCAGUCAAUCACGAUGAAAAAGUGAAUCUGGAAGAAAAUAAAUGGGAAGACAUCCAUGUGACUACAGGUGCUCUGAAGAUGUUUUUCCGGGAGCUUCCAGAACCCCUGUUUACCUACACAUCCUUUAAUGAUUUUGUUGAAGCCAUCAAAAACUCUGAUUACAAGCAGCGAGUCCAAUCCAUAAAAGACUUGAUCAAACAGUUGCCAAAACCGAAUCAGGAAACAAUGAAAGUUUUAUUCAAACACCUAAAAAGGGUGAUAGAUCAUGGCGAGGUGAACAGGAUGACUACCCAGAGCGUGGCUAUCGUGUUCGGGCCAACCCUGUUGCGGCCGGAAAUUGAGACGGGCAAUAUGGCGGUUUACAUGGUCUAUCAGAAUCAGAUUGUAGAACUCAUCCUUCUAGAGUAUGAGAACAUUUUUGGCAGGUAGAACAUCUCUGGAAGGUUAUGUAUCUCCAAGUGAUGCCACCUGAAAAUGAAUUCUUUGAAACUUUAACAUCUCAUAUGCAUUGCACUAAAAGAAAAUCAAGACAGGCUUAUCAUAACGCAUAAUGCGCCACUGCUGUGGACCAAGCUUAAAAGAGGAUAUAAACAGAAAAACAUGGAUUAACUGUGACUGGAGAUAAACAAAUAAAAUAAAUACAAGGAGGUUCCUAUGCACUUAAUAUUUUUGAGGAUAUACACAUUAAUUCCUUUCACUUUUACCCUUUGGAUCAUCAUUCCUGAGGUGGAGGUAUUUCUGCUCUUGGCUUGGAAUAAGCUGGAUGGACUUUUGGACAAUUAUGGAUGAUCGUUAGUCCCCAUGAUGCACUCUUUUUGGAAGAUGGGAAUACUUCCUAAAUUGGACACUGGAAUGGACUGUAUUGCCAGUAUAGAUCACUAGCAUAAAAACUGUGGACUGAGUGGAAGCUUUAAAGUCUUUGCAGUGAAUUAUAUAAAGUGACCUAAUUUUGGAGUUUCAUUGAUUUCAGACAAGUAUGUGACUUGUAUCCAGGCUAUCGCAAGCUUGGAAUUCCUUUACUACUAUUUUUUGUUUGUGUGUGUUUUGUUUUUCCUGUGGAGUAAGCUGAAAGUGCACUGUAUUAAGAAGGCAGUGUUAUUUGACAGUGACUACUGACCUAUGGACAAUGGGGUCAAUGGUUAAUAAUCAGUAUUAGUGCAGGAGUCGCCAGUUUCAAAUGGGAAAGAUUCAGAGAAAACCUUUCCCGUUGCCCUGAGUGUUUUCACCCAAUUGUACCGUAUUUUCCUUCCAUCCAAACCUUCCUAAAGUUCACUGGAAAGGCCAUGCCAUUUUUGCUUCAGGACUUUAUGCUAUUGGAUAAAAUACAUGCUCAUCUCACUCUAUUCAUCAUUUUAUCCAAUAGAAAUCUCAGAGCUUGAAGAAACUCUGCCUUUUAAGGAAGUUACCAUCCCUUUAAUGAAAGAUCAGGACUUGUAAUGUUGUGUUUGUGAGGCCUGUGGAGGUCAAACGUGUUGUUUUCUUGGAGUACAUGGACUGUGUUGUGCUGAAUUGUGUAACAGUAUGAGAGAGCCAGGUUGUUUUCCAAAUGUGUUAUGUGUGGUUUAAAAGCACAGCCUCUCUCACUCCCCCUCAUAUCUCUUGAGGUUUACUGGAAAAAGAAAGGUGAGAUGCUUAGUUUGGCAUUUAGGCCUUUCACAGUUUCAAAUCAAUACACAGUUUUCAUCUCCUCUUUCCCGCUCGAGCACUGGAUGGAAAGCAACUUGCAACAAAUUGACAGGAUGGUAUUGGAAAUAGUACUGCAGUUAGUGUUAAUUGAAGGUACGCAUGUAAAACGCCUUCUCUGUUUCUUUUUCUUUUUUUUUUCUUUUUUUUUUAUAAAAUUCAGAAAGCAAAUGUACAGAUUACUUAAAAAAGAACUUGAACUUGUACAAAAAAAGAUACCAAUAAUUGAAGUGUGAUGGUUUGAAGUUGUGUCAAUAACAAGUAAAAAGAUUGUUCUAAUUUUGUUGUUGUAUGGAUGAAGAAAAUGAGUAUUAGAUAGUAAUUGCUUAAAUGGGAAGAGCUAUGGGAAAUUGUCUUCACGCGUCGUAAACUGCACAUUUUAAUGUAAUUUUCAGACUAACUGCUGUUUCUGAAACUGACGUCUAAUCCUUAUUAAAAAGAAGAAGAAAAUAACUCAUGGAUAAUAUUAAAGUGAUAAUGACUGAG
This is a messenger RNA of Myxocyprinus asiaticus (Chinese sucker), 4632 nucleotides long. It is a transcript of the gene arhgap12b, whose product is annotated as Rho GTPase activating protein 12b. NCBI's taxonomy places the organism in Eukaryota, Metazoa, Chordata, Actinopteri, Cypriniformes, Catostomidae. The transcript has 19 exons. Gene Ontology annotation, molecular function: protein binding. The record is from RefSeq and is a predicted model, not a curated record. The coding region runs from base 244 to 2892 and encodes 882 amino acids. Gene Ontology annotation, cellular component: cytoplasm. Gene Ontology annotation, biological process: regulation of GTPase activity; signal transduction.